GUAAUCAUGGUAGCGCUGGAAACUAAAAGUAAAACAGAGAAAAAACGAAGUGGAUCGCGCGUUUAAUGACGGUGAGUCAACGGGCACCAGCUGCUUCUUGAGUAUUGUCUACGGAACAUACUUAGAAGAAUUAUGGCGCUCCUUGUUGAGACAGCGAAGAUGGCGGACGGUGUCGCUAGAGUGGCGGUCUCGUGCCGCAUGCGGCCAGCGCUCGAUGCGGAUAUGAAAUUAGCGAAGUGGGAGCUCACGGACACAACUAUAGCGUUGCCAAGUCAGAAACGAAUUGAUAUUUGGGGUGCAGUCGCUGAUCCUGGGGGAGAUCGUAAGUUUUCUAGAAUUGAACCUUUCUUUUAAUGGUUGCUGAUUCAAGUUGCUUACUUCUUAGCUUCACCUCCAAAGAGCCAUGUGUUGUAGAAAAAUGUUGUAUGCUCCAUAAAUGCGACUGCGCAACGAGUAAUUAACUUCCUUGAUGUUGCAGCGCAUUCAACGGACAAGAUUAGACAGCAAUUUUUACAACGGCUACUACAGGCGUGACCGAAACGCACAUGGAUCACGUUUAUGAUAGUGGUGUGAGUACUAAUAACGUUUACCAGAGCUCUUUUAGGCCAAUCGUGGAGAAAGCAGUGCAGGGCCUCAACGGCUGCAUUAUGGCGUACGGACAAACAUCGUCAGGAAAAACCUACUCCAUGUUGGGAGGCUAUGCCGGUGGUGGCACAUCUAGCGGUAGCAGCAGUGCUACUUCAGCAGCUUCAGGUUCGGGAGGUGGCGGUUCUUCUUCUUCCACGGGUCACGGGCACAAGAUGAAUAAGGGCAUUAUCCAGUUAGCGUGUGAGGAUGCGUUCUACAUGAUGGACGAUUUACGGUCGAAAAGCGGCAUGAAGCAUCGAGUGCGGUUUUCGCUCUGCGAGGUGUACAUGGAACGCGUAUCGGACCUAUUGGCAGCUAGCCACCAGCUGAAGCCGCAAUAUCUCUCCGUGAAAGAGUGCCCGUCAUCGUAUAACAACGCGGCACCGACUUCCACGACGCACUUGCCACAUCAUUUGACUACUGCUGCUCCUUCAGGGGCAUUAUCUUCGGUUUCAAAUAGCACUUUUCAAUCCGUGCCGGCUUGCGCGGAGUUUUACGUGGAGCACCUGUCAGAGCACGAUGCUUUUGAUGCGAGUGAUAUCAUGGAAAAACUCGCGUUCGCGGAACGAAAGCGGCGCAAAGUUGCGCAAACGAAAUACAACGAGGUUUCUUCACGCAGUCACACCGUUCUGACUGUCACGAUAGAAGCAACAGCGACGCCGCAAUCAAGUGAGGUGGAGGGCAACAAAAUGGAAGAGGAAGAUAACCAAAACGAAUCAAAAACAUCUUCGGCCAUCGCUGGCAAAAAGCAUGUCCAGGUAAAAAUGAAUGAGGAUGCUGUUGCAACAACGCAAGUGGGAAAGCUCGUUUUCGUGGAUCUCGCGGGUAAUGAGAGGCUAGACGAGACCAUGCAGUACCUACAGGAAGGAAGUGCAAUCAAUUUGUCCCUUUUCUUUCUCGGCGAGUGCAUCAGCAAAUUGUCGAAUAUGUCAACGAAAAGCAGCUCCACGGACCCGGUGAACGCAAACCCUCUCGUACAUCAAGGAGGAGCAGGUACUCUUCUAGCCUAGCGAUGUCAGCUGCUUUCGUUAGAUGUUGAUCCGUGUAAGUCAUGCCUUGCUUUAGAUCGAUUUCAGGUUCGUAUCUUCCUUGACACCUGGCUGUGUGGGCUGCAAUGAAUUUGAUGAAUCGAGGGUUGCACUAUCUAUUUGUAGUUGGAGGUCAUUCAUCAUCCACGGCUUCGACUUGCAACUUGUUUUGGGUACUCAACGUGCAGGCAACGAAGGCUACAUUCCUUAUCGAGACAGCAAGCUCACACGCAUUCUCGCCGUGCACUUGGGACAAAACAGCCACACGGGUAUCCUUGUCUGCCUGCAUCCCGGUGAAAAAUUCAUUGAGCAGAGCGUGUGCAGUCUUCGGUUUGCGCAGAAAGCGUCCCAAGUCGUAUCGAGAAUUCGACCUGUCUACCGGUCCAAAGGAGAAGAGCUGGUGCAGCGAUUGCGUGCGCGCGUUCGUUUUCUGGAGGCGGAGCUAGAAGAUGCACGAACAGCAGACUCGGGAGGAAGGCAGGUUGAAGAUGGGGCCUCUGCGGGAACGUCGAAUGGUGACGGGGCUGGCGGUAAGCAAGUGGUUCUUUCUGGUUCACGCGAAACGGACCGCAUAGUUUUGGCUCUGAAUCAGGCAAACAGCAAAUACAAGGCUCUGCUCACAAAGUAUCGGAGUUUCUUGUCGACUUUCGAAGUGGAGAUCGAGAAGCGAGAGCUCGAGAGUGCAGAUGUCGAAGGCGAGGGCGGAGACGGAACGGAGGAGGAUGGAGAAGAGAUAUUAGGGAGUGAGAGAAACCAGCUUGAUCGAAUACCGCGUGGUACCGAGGCAUCCUCUCCCGGCUUCGGCGACUUGUCUGCAAUCAAUCGUGUUCUUGGCCGCUUCACAAAGUAUGCCGACCGGAUGAGUCGUUCAUUGGCGCAAGCGCAGAGUGCGCACCGAUUAGCGCAAGUUGCGGCAGAGAAGUUGCAACUAUCCGAAGGCACUUCGAGAGCGUCUGAUGGUUCCCUGAUUCUUGGGACCGAACAAGUGACGCCCAGUAAGAGAAGCUUAUUGGCAGCCGAGGAAGCUGGCGGCGGUACCUUUCUUCGCACGUUUGAGUCCGGCAAUGUCACUCUGAGUACACUUGGUGGGAACGCUGGGGCGUUUUCGUCCACUAAAAACCUACUUUCUGCCGAAAGCCAGAUGCGGAUUCUGGCAGGUCGCGUAGCAGAUCUGGAACGGCAGUUGAAGAUGGAACGGGAGAACAACAUUUUAGGUAGUACAUUGCAUUCGCAGACGUCUAGUCCGUCUAAGUGUAGUCAAACGUCAACUUCACACUUUGCGUCCUCGGCGCUGCAGAGUAACGCUGGUGUGUCGAUGCUCAAUAAAUUCCAGACGGUGGCAGGUGGCGGGUUCGGCUCCACCCCGGGCAAAAUGAGCUCCGUGUCGACCUCAAGCACGAUUACCCAGCAGGCCCCACCUUCGGCAACCAUGACAUCGCAUCUUCUGGGAACUGGCCACCCUCCGGGUGGGCAGCAACAUGUACAAGAACUGAAGGCGCAGAAUUCUCAGUUGAAAACUAUCAAUAAAUAUUUAGCGUCGGAGAAAAUGCGAUGGAAAGGAGAGGCUGAAAGGGCCAAGGUCGAAACACAAGAGAAGGUAACCACACUCGAGGAUCGCGUGGCUUCGCUGAUGGCUGAUAUCGCCAAGGCAGAACGGGCGGGCAGAAAUUCGAGCACAGCAGCUGCGGGGCAGAAGGUAUCAGAAGGUACGAGAGUCAGCACUCCAACGAGCAGACGCGGAGAUGGAGAUGAUAUCAUAGCGCCGAACUUCUUCUCGGGUCGAGUGCAGGCGCUUCUUGAGCGAAGCGAGAGGAGCGCUGCGAGCCUAGCAUAUAGAGGAGAAUCGGAUGAAAAGAGCGGCACCAGGUUGCAGUUGCAGACAGAGGAUGAGUCAGGGAGAGUCCUAGAACAACAUGCAUUGUCGAGUCAGCAGCAGAAGCAAAGGAGUGGACGAGGAGGGUCGUCGUCAUCGCACUACCCUGAUGUAGACCAGUUCCUGGCUCGGGAAGACGAAAAUGCCGAGCUUGCCGUAAAGGUCACUACGCUGAACAUCGAGUUGGGGAAGCAGCAAGACGAGAUCGCAGUGCUGCGAUUGGAGCGUGACGAAAUGGAGGCUGACUUCGACAAGGAGCGACGUGAUAACGCAGGGUUGCGCGAGAAGCUCGGAUCAGUCAUGGCUGCUCGUCGAGACGCAGACCGCAACCUAAAUGCCUUGCAAACAACUCUGCAAAAACGAGUAGAGGACGUGGAAGUCGAAAACAAGCAAUUGAAAAAGGAAUUGCAAGACAGCAGAUGGGCUCGGAACUCGUUAAUCAACGUUAGUACAACAGGCGGAGCGGGAGCUGUUACAGACAACAGCAAAGCUAGUGGGUCGUCAUCUUCAACCUCCGCUGGCCAGCUAUCUCUCGGUGGCACCUCUGGUGAAUCCAAGGGAGUCGUAAGUGCAUCGUUUACACCCGCUAUGCAGGACUCGCUUCAGAAAAAGAAUGCGGACCUGAUACAAAAAGUGGAGAAACUAGAAGCAUCGGAGAAAAAGCUAACCGAACUACUGGCGACACUCCAGCGUCGGACUGAAACUGCCCAAGGCGAUAUGAAGCGGAAGGACCAAGAGGUCACGAGGAUGCGGGAUGAGGUGAACGAGAUGCGCAAAGCACUUCUCCUCGCACGUAAAAAUGCGUCAUCGAGUGCCGCCGGCGCAGGAGCUAUAAGUACGCACGGCGCGGGUCACGGCAUGGGGCUGCGGGAUCCUCGACCACUGCCACUGAGCUCUUCGGGAGGAGGCUCCCAGUCCUCUGUGAAGCCACCAUAUUACAGUCAGGCAGUAGCGUCUGUUAUGAAGCAGGAAUUUAGAAUCCCGGUUCAUUAUUUGAUUUUCAUUGUGUUAAGUUUAUGUACUUGUUGAGGCAAGAGUUGACAUUAGUGGCGUUUCUGUCGAUGGUUCUCUAACGAUGCUGGGGCACCUCUGGGUACUGGCAACGCGUCAUCGCAGGGUAAUUCGCGGCGUUCCUCAUCCGUGUUUUCAGAGCUCGCUAGCGACAUGAUAGCGGGUUCGGCGCACCGCACGCCAACAGCACGGCAAGCAGCGCAGACGCGACCUCCCGCAGACGUGAGUCCUCCUCUCGUACCUCUACAGAACAUCAACUACCUUUAUGAAGGCGGCCGGGACGAUCGGCUCCCGCCUGGUGGAAUCGGUGUCAGCUUGCAAGCAUCCCUUCCCGGAGGCGGCUACAACCCAGGCCCACUGUCGACGCGGCACGCGACGUCGACGAAGGGACCUGCAGGCUCGCUCGCGGCUAGCUGUCGUGGAAAAAGCACCGGGACAAUAGCGACCAACACGUCUUCCACGGGAGCACCUUCCGGCGUGGUGCGAGCCAGUCUGAUGGCUUUGCCGUCGCCAAGUGUCGCAGGUGCGUGCAUGCUAGCAGAGGAGAGCGUGCGAAAUAUCAAGAGAAGCUACAAUGUUGGCUAG
Amoebophrya sp. A25 is the source of this 5124-nucleotide messenger RNA. The record is from the annotation of a GenBank genome assembly. NCBI's taxonomy places the organism in Eukaryota, Dinophyceae, Syndiniales, Amoebophryaceae.